AUGGAAGAAAAAAGGGAGGAAAAGAAGGAAGGUAUAAAGGAGGAGGAAAAGGAAAGGGACAAAGGGAACAUAGAAGGAGAAAGAAAAAUGAUUGAAAAUCUCAAACCUAAACGAAUCAAACGAAAUGAAAAGGAGGAGCGAAUCGCUCAAGGAAAGGAAGUGCGGAAUAAAGGCGAUUAUCCAACUUUUAAUGAUGUCGAAAGCGACUGGGAUUCAGCAAAAGAAAACAAAGAAAAAGAAGGGAAAGAUGAGGAGAAGAAAGAUUCCGAAGUGAAAGCUUCUGAGCAAAAGGAAGAAAGGAAGGAAGGAGAGAAGGAUAGAAAAGAGGGAGAGGAAAAGAAAGACGAGAAAGAGAAUGUAAAAAAGGAUGAAGGUGUCAAAAACGAAAAUACAGGUGAACCAGCAACAAAGCCAACGCAGUCUCUGACGCCAGUCAUUGAUGUAACUCAGAAGAACAUUACCGUAGUUCCGCAAAAAUUAUAA
Messenger RNA from Strongylus vulgaris, 483 nucleotides. Lineage: Eukaryota; Metazoa; Nematoda; Chromadorea; Rhabditida; Strongylidae. The record is from the annotation of a GenBank genome assembly.